AUGAGGCGGAGACUGCACCGCACAGCAACUCGAGCCCUUCCCCGGGGAUUCCUCAUGCUGCCCUCUCACAGUACCUAUGACACUUGUCAUUUCCUCCUCCUUCCCUCCCCCAAGGAAGCUGGAACCUGUCCCCAGUGGAAGUGUCCCUUUAAUAGCUGCUGGCCCGCCGGCUUGGACGCCUGCUUUACCUCCUAUUCAGCUGUGGCUGCAGCUGCUGUGCUGACUCAUGUGCCCCAGCAGACAGCAGGAGCUGGAAGCAUGGGCUCCCCGGGGGCCCUGGCGGGCUGGGGGCUUCUGGAUUACAAAACGGAGAAGUAUGUGAUAACCAGGAACUGGCGGGUGGGCGCCCUGCAGAGGUUGCUGCAGCUCGGGGUCAUGGCCUACGUGGUGGGGUGGGCUCUCCUCGCCAAAAAAGGCUACCAGGAGCGAGACCUGGACCCCCAGAUUUCCGUCAUCACCAAACUCAAAGGGGUUUCUGUGACCCAGAUCGAGGAGCUGGGUAACCGACUGUGGGAUGUGGCAGACUUCGUGAAGCCACCACAGGGAGAGAAUGUGUUCUUCUUGGUGACCAAUUUUCUUGUGACGCCAGAACAAGUUCAGGACAGAUGUCCAGAGCACCCUUCCAUCCCGCUGGCUAACUGCUGGGCUGAUGAGGACUGUCCGGAAGGGGAGACGGGGACACACAGCCACGGCAUAAAAACGGGCCAAUGUGUGGAAUUCAACGGGACCCACAGGACCUGUGAGAUCCAGGGCUGGUGCCCCGUGGAGAGCGGCACUGUGCCCAUGAAGCCCCUACUGGUCCAGGCAGAGAACUUCACCUUGUUCAUCAAGAACACUGUCACCUUCAGCAAGUUCAACUUCUCCAAGUCCAAUGCCUUAGACACCUGGGACGCCACUUAUUUCAAGCGCUGUCGCUACGACUCACGCUACAGCCCUUACUGCCCUGUGUUCCGCAUUGGGGAUCUCGUGGCCGCAGCUGGAGGGGUCUUUGAGGACCUGGCAUUGCUGGGAGGUGCUGUGGGCGUCCGAGUCCACUGGGAUUGUGACCUGGAUGCUGGGGGCUCCGACUGUCGGCCCCACUACUCCUUCCAGCUGCAGGAGAGGAGCUACAACUUCAGGACAGCCACUCACUGGUGGAAAGCCUCAGGUGUGGAGGCUCGGAGUCUGCUCAAGCUCUACGGGAUCCGCUUCGACAUCCUUGUCACUGGGCAGGCAGGGAAGUUCGGCCUCAUCCCCACGACCAUCACUCUGGGCACCGGAGCAGCUUGGCUGGGUGUGAUCACCUUCUUCUGUGAUCUGCUGCUGUUGUAUGUGGACGAAGAAGCCCAUUUCUACUGGAGGACCAAGUAUGAGGAGGCAAAGGCUCCGAAGGUGACCACCAACCCCGAGCAGACAGAACCAGCUUCUGCACCCCCGUGCAUGGCUGCCCAGGUGUCUUAGAGGGGACCCAGUCUGGGAGCCAGACACCGACACCAGAGUGACCGUGCCAAGGCUCCGGUC
Molecule: messenger RNA, 1500 nt
Organism: Prionailurus viverrinus (fishing cat)
Lineage: Eukaryota; Metazoa; Chordata; Mammalia; Carnivora; Felidae
Product: P2X purinoceptor 6-like
Exons: 14
Coding region: 1-1440 (479 amino acids)
Biological process (GO): monoatomic cation transmembrane transport; response to ATP
Cellular component (GO): plasma membrane; nuclear inner membrane
Molecular function (GO): extracellularly ATP-gated monoatomic cation channel activity; ATP binding; purinergic nucleotide receptor activity
Source: RefSeq, a predicted model, not a curated record